Prunus armeniaca (apricot) is the source of this 2238-nucleotide messenger RNA. The record is from the annotation of a GenBank genome assembly. Lineage: Eukaryota; Viridiplantae; Streptophyta; Magnoliopsida; Rosales; Rosaceae.
AUGGAUUCCUAUGAAGCUACAAGGAUUGUUUUUGCAAGGAUCCAAAACUUGGACCCAGAAAAUGCUUCCAGAAUCAUGGGUCUGCUUCUGAUACAAGAUCAUGGUGAGAAAGAAAUGAUAAGGUUGGCUUUUGGCCCUGAAGCUUUUCUCCACUCAGUGAUUCUCAAGGCAAGGAAAGAGUUGGGAGUGCCCAUAUCAAACUCUCCUUCUACACCUUCCACACCUUCUUCACCUUCCCCCUUUCUUUCCACUAACCCAAUCACUAUCUCGAGGCAAAACUCUACUUCCUCGUCUUCCAGACUCUCUCUCUCCAUUCCAAACCCAUCUUCUUCCUCUGCUUCAGCUUCGUGGGCUGCUCUCUGUGAGCUUAGAAACCAAGAAGAAAAUAAUUUGAUCAUGAGCCCCAGCAGCAACUUAGCUCUCAAUGGGUCCUCUUCAUCAUCUUCCAUGAUGAAUUCCUCCUUACCCUUCUAUGGAAAUGGAGGGACUGAUGUGAUUGAUGAGUUUCAGCUUCAAGAGCAGCUCUCUUUCCUCAACGAUGGCACUCCAGCACUUGGUCCAAAAUCCCCUGAUUUUUUCUACCCCCAAACUGACUUGUCUUCAAGUCCUACCAAUGGUUCUGAUCCAGCCCUUUUCUCCUCUUACCAUGGCUCUGCAAAUUGGGGUGGUGGUGGUGGGCCCCUCCACCGGAGAAGCUGCUCUGUCAGUGAUGUGUGCUCGGAGGACCCAAACUCUGCUGGGUUUGGCUGGAAACCCUGCUUGUAUUUUGCAAGAGGCUACUGCAAGAAUGGAACCAGCUGCAGGUUCUUGCAUGGUGGACUUGGGGACUCUGUUGUCGAUGGUGGUGGUCAAAUGGCUGUUGGGUCACCGAGCAAGCUCGAGAUGAUGGACCAGUCAUGCCAUGAAGCACUUCUCAGAUCUAAAACUGCUCAACAGCAACAGCAAAGACUUGCUGCUGCUUCUCAGCUCAUGGCCUCAGCUAACUCCUUCCCUUACUCCUCUAAGUGCAUGAACUUCCUUCUUCAGCAGCAACAAACCGAUGCCCAAAGGGCUGCAGCUGCUGCUGCCUUGAUGAUGGGUGAUGAUAUGCACAAAUUCAGUCGAUCCCGGCUCGAAAGAACGGAUUUUUCGAUGAAUGGUGGUGGGGCAGGAAUGGUGAACCCAGCUUCAAGGCAAAUUUACUUGACUUUUCCAGCUGAUAGCACUUUCAGAGAGGAAGACGUCUCAAACUAUUUCAGCAUUUAUGGGCCGGUUCAAGAUGUGAGAAUCCCAUACCAGCAGAAGAGGAUGUUUGGUUUUGUUACAUUUGUGUACCCGGAGACUGUGAAGCUCAUUUUGGCCAAAGGGAACCCUCAUUUCGUCUGUGAUGCUAGGGUGCUGGUUAAGCCUUACAAGGAGAAGGGCAAAGUCCAGGACAAGAAACAACAGCAACAAGUGGACAGAGGAGAUUUGUCUCCCUGUGGUACACCUACUGGCCUGGAUUCUAGAGACCCUUAUGAUAUCCAGCUAGGAGCAAGGAUGUUUUACAAUCCUCAAGACAUGUUGUGGAGGAGGAAGCUGGAGGAGCAAGCUGAGUUGCAGCAAGCACUUGAAAUUCAAAGCCGAAGGUUAAUGGGUCUGCAGCUUCUUGAUGUGAAAAAGCAUCACCACCGUUCUCUUUCUUCCAGCAGUCCCAUUCAGUCCCCUACUCAGUCUCCAAGCAUGUUUAAUCAAAACCUAAUAUUUCCUUCAAUUCCCAAUGGCCCAGAAGUUCCGCAAGAGAACUCUACACCGAUGCCACCCACUGCUUCAGAAGUGGAUGACGAUCAGUUGCUUAAGGAAGCGGCGCAUGUUGUGUUAGGUAAAGAAGUAAUGGUCAACAAUGAUGAAAAGGGCAGUGGCAGUGGCAAUGCCAAUGCCAAUGGAAAUGGUGAGGAGAGCCCCCGCGAUAAUGUCAAUAACUUGCUUGAAAGCUUGGAGCACAACCUUCCUGAUAGUCCUUUCGCGUCUCCAACGAAAGGCGCCGGUGAGUACACGUCCUCCUUCCCCAGUGGGACUACUGAGGCCAAUGACUCCGAUGCCUCAGCUGCUAACAUGAACUUGGCCACUUCACUACUCCCAGCAGCUUCAACACUCGACAUGGCAUCCUUCAAGUCUUUCAACUGCCAAAUUCCAAGGUUGUCCUCUGGCCAUGGAACCAUAGGAGGGAUGUAUGGGGGCACAGGAGCUGGACCGAAGUGCCCGGUUGGAACUUCCUAA